Fukomys damarensis (Damara mole-rat) is the source of this 2399-nucleotide messenger RNA. RefSeq names its product alpha-1,3-mannosyl-glycoprotein 4-beta-N-acetylglucosaminyltransferase C. The record is from RefSeq and is a predicted model, not a curated record. The coding region runs from base 375 to 1760 and encodes 461 amino acids. The transcript has 5 exons. Gene Ontology annotation, molecular function: acetylglucosaminyltransferase activity. Gene Ontology annotation, biological process: protein N-linked glycosylation. NCBI's taxonomy places the organism in Eukaryota, Metazoa, Chordata, Mammalia, Rodentia, Bathyergidae.
CCCUCACAUCCCAUUGAGUUUCAGUUCCGACGUUGUGUGCUAGGUUGUUUUCUGUGUCCGACCCGGUGCUCACAGCUCAGUAGAUUUGAAACUGGGAGUUUACAUCCUGGUCUCCCGGAUUCUUCCUACUACCGGUAACUCCUCUGUCCGCCCUCCAGGUCCACGCAAAGCUCUGAACACUCACCUAGAGAGUGAGUAGAGAGCUCAGUUCUUGGACACCCAGGCAAAAGGCUCCAAUGGAACCACCGCAGCAGUUAAGGCUCCUUGUGUUAUCCUCAAAAACCCUCCUCCGCAGUGUAUACAUUGCAGAAAUUGAGUGUACACCCAAGAUCACAGAUUGAGAAACAGCUGGACAAGCUCCCAACACAGCCAUCAUGAAUAUCUUCCUAUGGGGACUCCUCAUGGCAACAGCAGUGGUGCUCCCGGCAUUUUAUUUCAUUAAGGAAAACCCUUUUGACACCACAAGUUUCCUGUCUUUGGAGGAAAAGGAGAUGGUAGCUUGGCAGAGAGCCUGGAUGCAGAUCAGCCCUGGCCUAACGGAGCACCUCAAAAGCUUCAGAGAGAUGCAGAGAAACUCAGAGCCGCUCAAAAAUGUGCACACUCAGAUUUUGAUUGGAGUCCCUCCCGUGGAGAAAAAACUGCUGACCAUAGGAAUUUCCUCGGUGCAGCGUCCCCAAGAGAGCUACCUUUUGGAGACCCUACAAUCUCUCUUCUUGGCUUCUUCCUCACCUGAGCAGAAACACUUCAUCGUUCUGGUACAUCUGGCAAGUCCCAACCCCAAGUGGCUUGGUCAAAUGACCUCCAACAUCUCAACACUCUUUAAACCAUACAUCCAGGCCAGACAGCUAGUAGUGAUCAACACACUGGGGAAAAGCUAUCUUCCUCUGAAGAACCUUAAGAAAAAGUUUAAUGAUACUCCCGCCUCUGUGGCCUUCCACUCCAAGCAGAACAUGGAUUAUGCCUUCCUCAUGAACUUUGCUGCCAACUGCUCUGACUACUUCUUGAUGAUUGAAGAUGAUGUGAAAUGUGUUCCUGGAUUUGUCACCCAGAUUGCUAGUAUUUUGUCUGCCUGGGAAAGAAAGUUUUGGGUGACUCUGGAGUUCUCCCCCCUGGGCUUCAUUGGAAAAGUCUUUCACACUAGAGACCUCCCUUACUUUGUUCGUUUCCUUCUCUUCUUUUACCAAGGAAUGCCUUGUGAUCACCUCCUCUCCCACUUUCUUAAUCUCAGUCACCAAAAACCAAUCCAAUUUUCUCCAUCUCUCUUCCAGCAAAGACAUAAUUACUCCUUGGAGGGCAGAUUCAGCAGCCUCAGAGAAGCUGAGGAAAAUAAUAUUGGCUGUCCCAACAAUCCUGCUGCCACCCUUUAUACCAACCUGAAUGUCGCCAAUGACUCUGUUCUCAUGAAUGCCUACAGCUUGGAUAAAAAUUACUUUUAUACCAAGGAGGCGAAGGCUGGCAGCUACCUGACUGUGUUUUUGUACAGGCCUGCCACAGUGUUCCAUGUGCAAGUCCUCACAGGCUCUGAACUACAAGAGGAAAAUCGGUUGGAAGAGGGACAAGUAGAACUGGGAUAUGAUUCUACUAAUAGAGUCACUGACUGUGAUGACUAUGUUUUCCUGGGGAUGCUAGUAAAUGGCACCCUGAAUAAGCAUGUAUUAUCUGAAGACUCAGGGAAGAAGGUCAGAUGUGUGAGAUUGCUCGUAACAGCCGCUCCACCCUCCGGUUUAAAAGUGAGGCACAUCAACCUUUGGGUUAAAUAAAGUUUGAAUAAUAUAAAGAAAAGCCACCAGAAGGUCUAGAUUGGAGGGAGAGUCUACAGAGUUAACAAAACAUCAAAAUCUUGAAGUUGUGAGAAAAAUCUCUUUCCUGGGCCCUUUCGGGAUUCUUAGUACAGAAGACACAGCCUGUUGAAAGACAGAGUGAAGGUAAUAUCCUUUUGGUCCCAGAGACUUAUAAGUGGAAGGAGAAAGCUUAUUUUAAAAAAAAAAUCUUGAUUUUUCUAUCCCAAAGCAUCUACCAUACAGAUUUUUUUUCCUUGGAGCAAGAAUACCAGACUUCUAAAAAUAACAGGAAAAUGUGAGUGAAACUGAUACUGAGAUCAUAAGACUUCAACAACACAUGAGAGAAAACAAAGAAAGGAUCCUUGCAGCAGCCAAGAAAUGGAUUCAUUAAGGACUGGACUUCCCAUAUGAAAGAGAAAAGUAAAUUGACAAUGAACAGGACUCUUUUCUCCGUGGCCUCUUUUUUCCAUUAUAAAGUACAUGCAACAAACAUGGAACACUUUAGAUGGUAAGCAGAGUCCUCUCUAAAUCAUACAACACACCAAAGGAUUCCUUUUAAAUUGCAUCACAGGGCCAGGGAUUUAGCUCAGUGGUUCCGCCACCUGCCUCGCAUGCACA